Molecule: messenger RNA, 1779 nt
Organism: Didymodactylos carnosus
Lineage: Eukaryota; Metazoa; Rotifera; Eurotatoria; Philodinida; Philodinidae
Source: the annotation of a GenBank genome assembly
UUUCUCCAUUCUUCUCUGCACAAUACUUAUCAUCCAUCUAGCCAAACACUUCUUACACGAUUAAAAAUUCAUCUGAACGAGAGUUUUUGCAUAGAAGAUACAGUACCAUAUCUAAUUGGUGGUGUUAGAUACAAAUCUGAUAUGUGAUGAUAGUUUUUGAGCUAAUUUCUUAAAUACAAUCUCUACAUCAUCAUGAAAUUGUCAUAUUGUGAAGUAUAUCAAGUUCUUUUUGCUCUUUUACUUUGAAGCUAAUGAAUUGAAUAUGAACAAUAUUAGAUUUUUAUAUAGGAAUUUUGGUCUGUAAAAAAAAGCGCCUAUGAACUUUGAUUAACAAUACUUUUACUCUAUCAAAGCAUAUCCUAUAUCUAAAUAAAUUUAUGAAUGUAGAUAGUAGUCUAAUGAUUAAUGAGUUCUACAAAAUGGCAAUCUUAAACUACCUCUUUAAAGAAUCGCUCAAGAAUCAUCAACAGAUUUAAUAUCAGAUUCGUACUCAAGUUCAUCGAUUAUCUAUUGGACAUAAAACUAUGUUUUUUAUGCAAAAAACUCUUGAUCAGUUGGCGACCUUCCCUUGUUAAUUCUAAAAAUUUCUUACAUGACCAUACACACGAAUCAUACCAGUCUGUUAGCAAAUGAUCAUCACUCGUAUAAUCAUAAAACUAUUAUUUAGCUAAAAAAUGUGAAGCAUUACACAAUGAAUGUAAAGAAAAAGAGAAGGAAAUGAAUGAUUUAAAUCAUAAUAUUGAAGAAAAAUUACAUGUUGCCAAAAGUUUAGAAGAAGAAAUAAAAAAUUUCAAACAAGAUAAAAAAACGAUUGUACAGGAAGUUGCUGAUAUGAAAGAAAAAAUUGAAAAGAAAAAAGCAGAUAUCAGUGCUGAACAAAAUAGUUCAAUACAAUCACGAUCACGAUCAAUGGAUUUUGAACUAGAAAAUGAAGAAAUAAGACAGCGAAUAAAAGCUGGUGAAGAAGAAUUACUACGAUUAAAUAUUGAUAUUGAUGCUAGAAAUCGUACAUUAAAUGAACUUAAUACAAUGGUUAUGUUUGCUAAAAACAUCAUGAAAAAUAUUCAACCAAAUGACAACAAAGUGAAUUAUCAAUCAAUCCCACAUGAUUAUAAUAUGAUCGAUAAACAACAAGAAAUGCAAUCAGUUAAUUAUGAGAAUAAAAUACAACGAUUGAAUAAAAUAAUUGAUGAAAAAGAUGAUGAAAUUCGAAUCUUAAAUAUGGAUUUAAUUAGAACAAAAGAUGAAUUAUUUCAAUUAGAAAAUAAACAAAAAUUUCAAGAAACAAAUUUUAAUUCAAUAAAAAUAUCAAUGCAAAAUGAAAUGGAUAAAUUAAAACAUUGGUUAGAAAUAUACGAAAAUCGAAAAUCAGCAAUGAAACCACAUUAUAAAGAAGCAUUAAAUGAAUUAGAAUUAAAAUUACAUGAACAAGAAAUGUUUUAUCGAAAACAAAUAAAAGAUAUUGAUUUAGAAAUGAAACGUAAACAUUAUCAUUCAUCUUUUAAUCCAGAUGAUUCUGGAUUUCUUACUGAUACAACAACAAGAUCAGGAGAUUAUCAUUAUUUAAGAUCAUCGACGCCUCCAACAUCAUCUGAUUAUUUUAAUUCAAAUAAUCAAUUACGUGAUCAGAUACAAACAAUAUUUCGUCAACAUGUUGAUGAAUUAGAUAAAUGUAAUAUUAAAUAUAAAACGAGUUUAUCAAAUCUUAAAAAUCGUUUACAUGAACUAGAAAAUACCACCACCAAUGUUGAACCUGUUUUCAAUACAACAACUUAUUGA